GGAAACCCUCUCUGAAUGAACUUUCAACUGACUGGGAGUAGACCAUAGACUGUAAAGGAAUACACAGGAGAAGAAAAUCAGACAAAAUGUGGAAUAGGAUAUUAUUUUUUUGUGGACUGGUGGUCAGUCUCAUCUGCAUCACUGACCAGACUCAGGGCCAGAAAACACCUUUAGUUGUUCAAGGGACUGAUUGCACACAGAUCAAAACUCUCUCCCCUCAAGCCACCAGUGGAGUGUAUGUCAUUCAGCCUGCAGGAGUCACAUCCCCCUUUAAGGUGUUUUGUGAAAUGCUGGCAGAUGGAGGCUGGACAGUCUUUCAGAGGCGCUCCGGGGCAGAGGUUCUUUUCAACAGGAAGUGGGCCAAGUACGAACAAGGCUUUGGGAAUCUACAGAAGGACCACUGGCUGGGUCUGAGUAAGGUGUUUGCUCUAACCAAUUGGGGCAGGGGGCUGAGAUCGACUAUGCGGGUCGACCUGUGGGACUUUGAAGGGGCCACUGCCUUUGCUGAGUACAGCGACUUCCGUCUGGGCACGGAGAACGAGGCCUACCAUCUGAACGUUGGAGCCUACAGAGGCAACGCAGGUGAUGCCAUCCGUGGGAAUUACACAGGCAUUGACCAGAAUGGCUUUGGUUUCAGCACAACCGACAAGGACAAUGACGGCUGCUCGCCCUGCAUCUUUGGCGACAUCGCCGAGAACACAUGCAGCUUCUCGGAGGGAGGAGGAGGGUGGUGGUACAGCCGCUGUGGCUCCGCCAGCCUGAACGGAGACUGGCACCCCGCCGGCGAACACAACGGCUGGGCCUCCGGCCUCCACUGGGAGACCUGGAAAGGAUCUGCCCCAUACUCGGCCCGAGCCAGCCGCAUGAUGAUCAAGUCUGUGUGGAAGAAGAUUAUUACAGCAAACUAAUAUGAAAACAAAUCUUGAAAAAACAAUUUUGUAAACUAAAAGUAAAAUAAUAAACAAGGCAAGGUUUGACAAACAAAACUAUACUGAAACUAUUAUCUUUAACUUAAUAAAAUAAAAUAAAAACCAUCAUUAAUUAUGUUCAGUAAUUGUUUUAAUUUUUUGCUUUGGGCAAAAAUCCAAUGGAGUUUCAAAAUAUACAGUUGAAGUC
This is a messenger RNA of Coregonus clupeaformis (lake whitefish), 1116 nucleotides long. Its product is annotated as angiopoietin-related protein 5-like. Bases 87 to 908 code for a protein of 273 amino acids. Lineage: Eukaryota; Metazoa; Chordata; Actinopteri; Salmoniformes; Salmonidae. The record is from RefSeq and is a predicted model, not a curated record. The transcript has 7 exons. Gene Ontology annotation, biological process: angiogenesis; Tie signaling pathway. Gene Ontology annotation, molecular function: receptor tyrosine kinase binding.